Acanthoscelides obtectus is the source of this 2039-nucleotide messenger RNA. NCBI's taxonomy places the organism in Eukaryota, Metazoa, Arthropoda, Insecta, Coleoptera, Chrysomelidae. The record is from the annotation of a GenBank genome assembly.
GAUAUUUCUGCGCAUGAGUUACAAUCAACUCAUAUUUACUCCCGGCCCUGAUGAUUAGGUGAAAUUAUAAACAAUCACAAAAACGCUCGGGAAGCUAACGUCAGCAUACAAGCCGCGAACGCGAGUAUUGCUGUGCAGUCUUUUGUUAAAAAAAGAACAUCGCUAUGUUGGUGGUGAGAAUCCAUAGGUGAUGUGAUUGAACAUGUGAAAAUCGGCGCGGAACAUUUUUGUGCGAUGAUGGUUUCAAAUUCGACACGUGACAACAACCAGUUGAAGUAUCUGGCCGAAUUAGAGGAGGUACUAAAAACCUUAGAGCUAAGCAAGAAUGAAGAAGUGUAUACAUCCUAUCUCACCCCGUUCCCGGUUCCUGAAAACACAGAGCCUGACUCGGACAUUGAGGUCAGGCAACAGAGCAGUAUCAGGAAGUACCGUGUCUCCAAAACCACCGAUUUCGAUCUCAGAGGGAAAGUUACAACAUGUGAAGAUUUCGAUAUCAGAGGCUGUUCGAAGAUGCAACUACCAAAUAAGACUUUCGUUAAGUUAAAGAAGUACGAAAUAAUCAAAUAUCAACACGAGAACAUUUACAAGUUUGAUGAAAACAAUCUAACAGGGGAAAUCCUCUACGCCAAUGUGAUACUAAAAUCGGCAAGACUGUUCAGCAAACGUGAAAUCGAACUGAGGGAUGUGAAUAACAGGAUAUUCGUGCUAUAUUUCGACUCGUCCAAAGAUGCCAGGGCAUUCAUAGAGAAUGACAAAAUGAGCCAGUAUAUAGGUAGUGAUAACAAAUCAACGAUUACCAAAGCAUUAUUGAGACUGUUAGGCAAACGUGCCAGUAGAGAGAUGCUAGAGAAAAAAGGAAUAUACCAAAACGAACCAAUAUUUGGCAAUACGCUUAGCAAUCUUUUUGCUGUAGAAUAUUACGUACCUAGAUUCAUUUUGAAAACCAUGGGUCUGAUAGAGUUGCCAGAAAACAUUUGCAGCGUAGGAAUAUACAGAACAUCAGGGAACUUGGCAACAAUACAAAAAAUAAGAUUCGAAGUGGAUAAAGGACGGUUAGAUAUUUUGGAUAAUUAUGUCAGGGAUCCAGAUGUUUUGACUGGUUGUUUGAAGUUAUUCUUCAGGGAAUUGAGAGAACCUCUAAUACCCUGUAGGACGUGCGAAAGCUUACUGAACAUUAUGGGUAAGUGACAAAGAUUGGAAAUAAGAAAGCACAAAGUUCUACCUAUUACCAGAAACGACUAAUGCGAGAGUAAAACAACAAGCUGUCUAUUGGAACCAACUUGUAAUUCGAAGAGAUAAGGAGCCAAAGUCUAUAUGUUUACAUUGCAUUGUUUAUCGCCAAAUUUUCGUAGUUUUAGUGCAUACCUUUGACCCAUUUCUUUACCAGUGCCUGACAAAGUGACAGUUUUGAAUCAACAUAGAAUAUACUAAUACAAAUUAUGUAAGAAGUACAUUCUCUUGAAAUCAUCUAACACCGUGCAAGAAAGUGUUUUAGCAUUUUUUAUGAAGUCCUCAGGACGACCAGUACAGACCGUUUACUCUGCCGCUACUACCAAACAAUGUUUUGCAUUCUUUUGGUCAUGAUUAUCUCGUUCGUGGGUUUUGUAAUUAAUAAUUUAACGUAUUGCGAGAGUAAUCAAACAGAUAUUUUAGGCACGUAUAUCUGAACAUUAUUAUAUUACUUUCAUUCAAACAAAACUUGUUACUUAUUUCUUAGCGCGAGGCCUUCCUCAGCGCGAGGCCUGGAGCGGCCGCUCCACUUGCUCCACCCUAAGGACGGCCCUGGCCGGGUCAAAAAGCACAAAGCAGCUACCCACGGAGUUGGGCGUGUGUGGUCGAAUCGACCAACGCUAUGUUACUAGUUUGACAAAGCUUAGUUUGGAAAUGAAAAAAAUAGAGCCAAAAAUAGUACUCUCAAUCCAACUACUGAUUUUAAAGAUAGCAAGUCAAUCUGAAUGUUAUGUGCUACUGAAAAUUGUAUAGAUAAUAGAAAAUGCAUUUUUUGAAUGGGACAUAUCUUUUUACUUUUUCAGGUGGAG